Molecule: messenger RNA, 705 nt
Organism: Nerophis lumbriciformis (worm pipefish)
Lineage: Eukaryota; Metazoa; Chordata; Actinopteri; Syngnathiformes; Syngnathidae
Source: RefSeq, a predicted model, not a curated record
AUGGCUCGCUACAUGCGCCCGCCGAACUCGUCCUUGUUCGUUAGGAACAUAUCUGACGAAUCCAGGCCUGAGGAUUUACGGCGUGAGUUUGGCCGCUAUGGGCCAGUAGUAGAUGUCUACAUCCCGCUUGACUUCUAUACGCGUCAACCAAGAGGAUUUGCAUACAUUCAAUAUCCUUUCCCAAAUAUCAUGUUUGAGGAUGUACGCGAUGCCGAGGACGCCCUUCACAGCUUGGACAGGAAGUUUGUGUGCGGCCGGCAGAUCGAAAUCCAGUUCGCCCAGGGAGACCGAAAAACACCCAAUCAGAUGAAAACGAAGGAGCGCCGCUCUCCAUCACGCUCGUCCCGCUACGACGACUACGACCGCCGCAGACGCUCACGCAGCCGCAGCUACGACCGCCGCCGUUCACGUAGCCCCUCCUACGACCGCCGCCGUAGACGUUCUGAGAGCCCAAGAGAACCUCGCGGACGCCAGCAAGGACGAGGAAGCAGAGGCCGUGACGAAGAGAGACCACGUCAGAGGCCCCGAAGGGAGUCCCGAGGACGGUCCCGCUCCAGAUCCGCAUCGCCACCCAAACCAGCGUCUACUUCCCACUACGCCGAGGAAGACGCGCGGCAAGAACGUUCCCCGUCGCGCUCCCAGUCCCGCUCCGUGUCCAGGUCUCGCUCGCGCUCCUGGACGGGCCGGAAGUCCGGAGGACGCUAA